AUGACGAUCAUAAAUGCUUAUGAAGUUUUCUCUGAUGGCAAGAGUCCAUUGCAUAAUAGUUUAACUGCAGUACAAACAUUAUUGGGAGCAUUAUUACAAGAAAAAGUUAUCGAUAAAAAGUUAUGCAGUAAACUUCUUCCCAAAAUGAACAACCUAGAAUUGGCUCAUUUUCAUUUUAUACCAAAGCCUCAUAAACCUGGCACUCCAUUGAGACCCAUUGUUGCCUCAAUCAAUGCACCAACAACGAAUAUUUCCAAGUUUCUCAAUGACCUUUUAGCUCCAUUGUUUUUGAAAGUAACUCGAGAAACAACAUUCACGAACAGUAUUGAUCUAGUUCGUAAACUGGAAAAGUACGCUAUCGAUGGUCAUCUGAUGACAACGACCAAUUUUAUUACAGCUGAUGUUAAAGAUCUGUAUACUAUGAUACCACGUAUAGGUGCAUUACAAGCAUUAGCUAGUUUCGUGGAAAAAUAUUCCAAACAUGGCCAUAUAGGAAAUUUUUUCCAUCGAUCAUCUAAUGCGAAUGGCUCGUCUCAUCUUGGAUAA
This is a messenger RNA of Adineta ricciae, 546 nucleotides long. NCBI's taxonomy places the organism in Eukaryota, Metazoa, Rotifera, Eurotatoria, Adinetida, Adinetidae. The record is from the annotation of a GenBank genome assembly.